This is a messenger RNA of Cornus florida, 1080 nucleotides long. RefSeq names its product phospholipid-transporting ATPase 1-like. Gene Ontology annotation, molecular function: ATPase-coupled intramembrane lipid carrier activity. Gene Ontology annotation, cellular component: plasma membrane. The transcript is spliced from 2 exons. Gene Ontology annotation, biological process: phospholipid translocation. The record is from RefSeq and is a predicted model, not a curated record. Bases 1 to 1080 code for a protein of 359 amino acids. Lineage: Eukaryota; Viridiplantae; Streptophyta; Magnoliopsida; Cornales; Cornaceae.
AUGACCCAAUCGGUGUCGAGCUUCAGCGAAUGGAUCCGACUAAAAUUACCUAUACAUGAAGUUCAGUCCGUCCAUGGCAUGCUCACGGCAACUGCAUCACCUGUGCUUGCUUUUCAACAGAAAAAAUGGAAAGAUAUUCAGGUUGGUGAACUCAUCAAAAUUUCUGCAAAUGAUACACUUCUUUGUGAUAUAGUGCUGCUUUCUACCAGCGACCCAACUGGGGUUGCUUAUGUCCAGACCAUUAAUUUGGAUGGAGAAUCAAAUUUGAAGACACGGUAUGCAAAGCAAGAGACCCUUUCUAAGAUUCCUGAGAAGGAGAAGAUUAAUGGGUUGAUAAAGUGUGAGAAACCCAAUAGAAACAUAUAUGGGUUCCAGGCGAACAUAGAGAUCGAUGAGAAGCGGGUGUCUCUAGGACCUUCCAAUAUAGUUCUCCAUGGGUGUGAACUCAAGAAUACUGCUUGGGCACUAGGCGUUGCAGUGUAUGCUGGCAGAGAGACCAAAGCUAUGCUCAACAAUUCUGGAGCUCCAUCAAAGAGAAGCCGGCUUAAGACCCGUAUGAAUAGGGAAAUCAUUCUCCUCUCUAUGUUUCUUGUCGCUUUGUGUACAGUUGUUUCUGUUUGUGCUGGUGUUUGGUUGAGGCGCCACAGGGAUGAGCUGGAUGACUUGCCCUUUUACAGGAGAAAGGACUACUCUGAAAGUGAAGCGGGUGAGGAUUACAAGUAUUAUGGAUGGGGAAUGGAGAUAUUCUUCACCUUCCUCAUGUCAGUCAUUGUGUUCCAGAUUAUGAUCCCUAUUUCAUUGUAUAUUUCUAUCGAGCUUGUCCGCGUUGGUCAGGCUUACUUCAUGAUCAGGGAUGCCCGGGUGUACGAUGAAGCCUCAAAUGCAAGAUUCCAGUGCAGAGCUUUAAACAUAAAUGAAGACUUGGGACAAAUAAAACAUGUAUUCUCUGACAAAACUGGUACACUGACUGAGAACAAGAUGGAGUUUCAAUGUGCAAGCAUUUGGGGUGUAGAUUACAACAAUGGGAAAGCUAUACAAGGGGAAGAAGUUGAAUACUCUACGGCCAUCAUGUGCAUAUGA